CCACAUCCACAUCCACAUCCACAUCCUCCUCGUCAUCUAAACCCCAGUUCCUCCUCCUCCCUGUCUCUCUCUCUCUCUUUUUCUAAAAAAAGCUGGUUGCUUUACUCUGUAAAACCAGAGUAAAAAAAAAGAAAAAAGAAAUCAGUUACUUCUUUCGUUUCUCUUAAUCAUCAUCAUCAUCAUCAUCAUCACCUGUAAAACUCAAAAACAAAAUCAAAACUGGUCUGGUCAUUUCGAUAGCUUCGAUCAUCUUUGUUUCAUUCUCCAGCUUGGGUUUAGUUUAGUGUGGAAUUUUGAUUCAUUGGUAACGAAUUGAACAGGGCCCACCAAACACCGUUAAUGCUCUCUCCAGAACGUGGAAAACAUUUUUCCUCUUUACUGAAGAAUUUUCAGUUUUUAAGGCUUCUCUUUGAAUAAUAAUAAAAAUCCAAACUUUUUUGGGUUUUUUUUUUCUAUAGGAAAUUUUUAAUAUUUGCAAAAUUCAGAGAAAAGUUUUAAACUUUAAAUUGGAUUUGUGUCUAUUAGUUCAAAAUUGGGAUGCAGGACAUAAGUAGAUGGUUACCUUUUUUGUGUAUUAAUUGUUUUAUUUCUCCUUUUAGGGAUUUUUUUGUGUGUAGAUUCUCUGGUUUUAGAUGAUACAAAUGUUGAUCUCUAUAGCUUAAAUUGAUCGAAUCCAAAAGUUACAAUUGAAAAUCUUUAUCUGGGUUUUGAGGAUUUAGAGGAGAUUUUAGGGUUCUGGGUUUUUGUGUGUUAUAGAGUCAAAAGAUUAGAUUUUUAGUUUCCUUGAGGAAGUAGAAAUGGCGGCAAGAGUAGAAGCAUCAUCAAUUGGUGGUGGUACUGGUGAGAUUGAUGAAGAGGGUGUUGAUGGGAGAGGUACUAUGUGGGAUUUGGAUCAGACACUUGAUCAAAAUAUGGAUGAAGAAGCUGGUCAGCUCAGGAACAUGUAUAAAGAAAAGAAAUUCUCGGCGUUUUUGCUUCUGCAGCUUUCGUUUCAGAGUCUUGGUGUUGUUUAUGGAGAUUUGGGAACUUCUCCUCUAUAUGUUUUCUAUAAUACAUUUCCUCGUGGGAUCAAAGACCCUGAAGAUAUCAUUGGAGCUCUAUCUCUAAUCAUAUAUUCCCUCACACUCAUCCCUCUCCUCAAAUAUGUGUUUGUUGUAUGCAAAGCAAACGAUAAUGGUCAAGGUGGAACAUUUGCUCUCUAUUCUUUACUCUGUAGACAUGCAAAAGUGAGCACAAUUCCAAACCAACACCGUACUGAUGAACAGCUUACAACUUAUAGCCGUAAUACAUUUCAUGAGCAUUCUUUUGCUGCAAAAACCAAGAGAUGGUUAGAAAAAGGCACCUCUAGGAAAAAUUCGCUACUUAUUCUCGUUCUUCUCGGUACAUGCAUGGUGAUUGGUGAUGGAAUCCUUACUCCCGCCAUUUCGGUCCUAUCUGCUGCGGGUGGACUCAGGGUAAACCUUCCUCAUAUAAACAACGGUGUAGUUGUUCUUGUUGCGGUUGUGAUAUUAGUGAGCUUGUUUAGUGUACAACAUUAUGGAACAGAUAAGGUUGGGUGGCUUUUCGCUCCCAUUGUGUUUCUUUGGUUUCUCUUUAUUGCAAGUAUCGGUAUCUUCAAUAUAUGGAAACAUGACCCAACCGUUUUGAAAGCCUUUUCCCCUGUUUAUAUAUAUCGAUAUUUUAAAAGAGGUGGUCAAGAUCGCUGGACCUCACUUGGAGGCAUUAUGCUUAGUAUCACAGGGAUUGAAGCUCUCUUUGCAGAUCUAUCGCACUUUCCAGUCUCGGCUGUGCAAUUGGCUUUUACUAUUAUUGUGUUUCCUUGCCUCCUUUUGGCCUAUAGUGGACAAGCUGCGUACCUUAGAAAGUACCCUCAUCAUGUAGAAGACGCAUUUUAUCAAUCCAUUCCAAAAAAUGUAUAUUGGCCAAUGUUCGUCAUUGCAACUGCUGCUGCAACAGUUGCAAGCCAAGCCACAAUAUCUGCAACUUUCUCAUUGAUCAAGCAAGCUUUGGCUCACGGUUGUUUCCCUAGAGUUAAAGUCGUGCAUACUUCCCAGAAAUUUCUUGGUCAGAUUUACGUUCCAGACAUCAACUGGAUCCUCAUGAUUCUUUGCAUAGCUGUCACUGCCGGAUUCAAGAACCAGAACCAGAUAGGAAAUGCUUAUGGGACUGCAGUUGUGAUUGUCAUGCUCGUGACAACGCUUCUCAUGAUGCUGAUAAUGAUACUUGUUUGGCGAUGCCAUUGGGUUCUAGUCUUCUUAUUUACCUUUCUAUCCCUUGCCGUGGAAUGCACUUACUUCUCGGCGGUGCUCUUCAAAGUUAACCAAGGCGGAUGGGUUCCGCUGGUCAUCGCGGCCGCGUUUCUCGUCGUCAUGUAUGUCUGGCACUAUGGAACACUCAAGAGGUAUGAGUUUGAAAUGCAUAGUAAAGUCUCAAUGGCUUGGAUUCUUGGGCUUGGUCCUAGCCUUGGUCUUGUCCGUGUUCCUGGGAUAGGCCUUGUUUACACCGAGCUAGCUAGUGGAGUCCCUCACAUUUUCUCUCAUUUCAUCACAAACCUGCCGGCAACUCACUCCGUUGUGGUCUUUGUCUGCGUCAAGAACCUUCCCGUCUACACUGUCCCCCAGGAAGAACGGUUCCUUGUAAAAAGAAUCGGACCCAAAAACUUUCACAUGUUCCGCUGCGUCGCCAGGUAUGGAUACAGAGACUUGCACAAGAAAGACGACGACUUUGAGAAACGUCUCUUUGAAAGCCUCUUCCUUUUUGUCCGCCUCGAAUCAAUGAUGGAAGGUUGCUCGGAUUCAGACGAUUACAGUGUCUGUGGAAGCCAAAAACAACAGUCCAGAGACGGGGUUGGGAAUGGGAACGAGAUUAGGAACGUGUCGACGUUUGAUACAUUUGAUUCUAUAGAGUCGGUUAUAGCUCCAUCAGGUGCAACAAAACGGACGAGCAACACCAUAACAGGGUCGAGCCAGAUGAGCGGAGUAGGGGACGAGGUGGAGUUCAUAAACAGGUGCAGAGACGCAGGAGUGGUGCAUAUAAUGGGGAACACAGUGAUCCGAGCUAGGAGAGAGGCGAGGUUUUACAAGAGGAUAGCUAUUGAUUAUGUUUAUGCGUUUCUUAGGAAGAUUUGUAGAGAGAACAGUGCCAUUUUCAAUGUUCCUCAGGAGAGCCUUUUAAAUGUCGGCCAGAUUUUCUAUGUAUAGAAACAAUGCAUAGAUGCUUCAUGUAAAAUGUUAGGCAUGAUUGUUUUGAUUAUAUAAUAGUAUGUUGUUUGAAGCUGUUUAAAGAA
Messenger RNA from Camelina sativa (false flax), 3286 nucleotides. RefSeq names its product potassium transporter 10. Gene Ontology annotation, cellular component: membrane. The record is from RefSeq and is a predicted model, not a curated record. Gene Ontology annotation, biological process: potassium ion transmembrane transport. Gene Ontology annotation, molecular function: potassium ion transmembrane transporter activity. Lineage: Eukaryota; Viridiplantae; Streptophyta; Magnoliopsida; Brassicales; Brassicaceae.